Molecule: messenger RNA, 1583 nt
Organism: Spodoptera frugiperda (fall armyworm)
Lineage: Eukaryota; Metazoa; Arthropoda; Insecta; Lepidoptera; Noctuidae
Product: zinc finger protein 32-like
Exons: 5
Coding region: 88-1173 (361 amino acids)
Cellular component (GO): nucleus
Molecular function (GO): zinc ion binding
Source: RefSeq, a predicted model, not a curated record
UAUAGCCAAAGGACUUUUUGUUUAUAUUUUGAAUAGUACUUAUUCAUUUUAAAAACAAUUUAAAUUACGUGCUUUUAUAAGAUAAAAAUGACUACAAAUAUUUGUAGAGUUUGUUUAAAUCACGAAUACUUAGUGAACAUAUUCAAAAAAGUAAACUUCCUUACUAUAUCUGCUAAAUUAAUGUCUGUAGCAAAAGUGCAUAUAGCAUCAGGAGAUGGCCUUCCAGAAACAAUAUGUUCAAAAUGUGUUCAAAAACUAGACAAUUGCAUAGAAUUUAUAGAACUAUGUGAAUCCUCUGAUAUGAAACUGAGGUCUUUACUAGAAAAUAAGACCACAGACGCUAAAUUAUUGAUAGGAAAUAUAAGGAUUAAUAAUUCAAGAAAUGACAACUUUAUAACUGAAAAUGAUGGUUCAUUGUCGCCUAAGAGCGAGGCAGAGAAACUGUUUAUAGAUGAAAGCAUAGAUCACAGUUUAAUAGACCAAACAACUUUAAAUGAAGAGUUCCUAGAAAAUGAAAUAGUAGUGAAAACAAAAAUAGAACAUGAUACUGCAAGAAUAGAAAACAAGAAGUCUCGUAAACAACAAUGUUUUACUUGCGGUAAAGUUGUAUCUUCUAGGCGUCUUUUCAGGUUUCGCCUCAAGACCCAUAUGCAGACUCACACAGGAGAGCGCCCGUACACCUGCCCCCAUUGUAACAAAAACUUCUCUCUAGCACAGAACUUGAAAGUGCAUUUGCGAGUGCAUACGGGUGAGAAACCACUGCUUUGUCCUAUAUGUGGAGACGCGUUUGCUCAGUCUGCUGGAUUAGCCGCACAUAAGCGCAAGCACUCAGGAAUAUUGCCCUAUGUGUGCAAACUAUGUCCCCGCUCCUUCCGUACCAUUGGACACCUUCAGUACCACACACGGCGACAUACAGGCGAAAAAAAUUUCGAGUGUGAUACAUGUGGUCGUGCAUUUAUUACGCGCAGUGAUUUAAAGCGACAUUUACUGACGCACACAGGCGCCCGCCCUCACGUGUGUUGUAUCUGUGGAAUACGACUCAGGCGCAAUGCCGACGUAAAAAGGCACAUGCAACUUACACAUAACAAAAGUGUCUAUACCUGUGCUCAUUGCCCAGCAGAUUUCUUAAAAAAAAGUGAACUGGAAAAGCAUGUUAAAACUCAUGCAAAUUAAAGUUCAAAUUCCUUUAUUUAUUUUUUAAUUUUGCUACUUUGUUUGUAUAAGACUUACUAGAUUAUAACAGCUAUUUGUUUUGUUUCAAGUGUUUAAUUAUUAUUUAUUGUGAUUGUGUAUUUGAGUGUGAUAACUCUGCUUAUCACAUAAUACUUAGUGUUAACAAUUUAGGACUGAAGUACGGGCACACAGGUUUUAGGAAAAUUUUGUAUUUAACACUGUUUCAUAGAAUAAUAAAUAUUAUUAAUUUCCUUAGUCUAUAAGUGAUAUAAUAACACAAUAUGAUGGUUGCUAAAAGAGAUUUUCAAUAAUUUUGAUAAAAACAUUUUUUUAAAUAAUAAAAAUUAUUAAAAAGUAUUGAAAAUACUGUUGUGAUGUGAAACAUUAAAUAAUAAAUGUAUUUUGAUACA